AUGGCCCAGGGCAAAGCUGGACGGAGGAGACGGUCGAGUAGCAUCAUCUACCAAGAGCCUCCCGAGUCCAUUGAGCACACCAGCGACCAGGCUGCCCUGCCCAAUUUGAAUGCGAACUGGGUCAACGCCAAGGGAGCCUGGACCAUUCACUUCGUUCUCAUCAUCGCCCUCAAGAUCUUGUUCGACAUCAUUCCCGGCGUCUCGCAGGAGACCUCAUGGACGCUCACCAACAUCAGCUACAUGUUCGGUUCUUUCCUCAUGUUCCACUGGGUGCGGGGCAUCCCAUUUGAAUUCAACGCCGGCGCGUACGACAACCUCAACAUGUGGGAGCAGAUCGACAAUGGAGACCAGUAUACCCCCACGAAGAAGUUCCUCCUCUGCGUACCCAUUUGUCUCUUUCUCCUCAGCACACAUUAUACCCACUACGACUUGACGUAUUUCACCAUCAAUUUCCUUGCAACCCUGGGAGUUGUCAUCCCGAAAUUGCCGUUUUCGCACCGUCUGCGAAUAGGUCUCUUCUCUGAUAUACCCGAAGAGUAG
Aspergillus luchuensis is the source of this 540-nucleotide messenger RNA. Its product is annotated as ORMDL family protein. The record is from RefSeq and is a predicted model, not a curated record. Gene Ontology annotation, cellular component: endoplasmic reticulum membrane. Bases 1 to 540 code for a protein of 179 amino acids. Gene Ontology annotation, biological process: ceramide metabolic process; negative regulation of ceramide biosynthetic process; intracellular sphingolipid homeostasis. The transcript is spliced from 3 exons. Lineage: Eukaryota; Fungi; Ascomycota; Eurotiomycetes; Eurotiales; Aspergillaceae.